Molecule: messenger RNA, 952 nt
Organism: Panicum virgatum (switchgrass)
Lineage: Eukaryota; Viridiplantae; Streptophyta; Magnoliopsida; Poales; Poaceae
Product: glutathione S-transferase T3-like
Exons: 3
Coding region: 212-937 (241 amino acids)
Source: RefSeq, a predicted model, not a curated record
GCGCCAAGCCUGUGUCCCGCCGCCUCCUUGGUCGCGUUUUUUUUCGUGGCCGCGACCGUCCAGUUCCAUCGCCAAGGCCGCCGCCUCCCCAGCAGAUCGAUCCCGUCGCUCUCCUCGCCAAGGCCGCCAGGUCAGACUCAUUCAAAUGGAAGGAGAUGGAUUCUUGACAGACAUUCUUCUCAAUUAAGAUCAUGGUGGUUUUGCUGGUGGUAUGGAGGACAACCUCAACAUUCCGAUCACACAAGGCAUUAUUUCCGAAGGUCAACAAGCCCAUGUGGAAGUGCAGCCAAGUCGCAACACAAAGGGAUCCAAGAGGACAAAAAAUUUUGAUUGGAAGGAAGACGAAGUUGUAUGCUCUGGUUGGUUGAACGUUAGCAAAGAUCCCAUUAACGGUGCCAAUCAAUCUCGUUCCACAUUUUGGAGUAGAGUUCAUGCUUUCUUUGAGGAACACAAGCAAACUGCAGCUGUGAGGACAGAGAGUUCCAUUAUGCAUAGGUGGCUGACAAUUCAGUCACAAGUGAACAAGUAUUGUUGUUGCUAUGAUAAGAUUGAGCGUAGGAAUCAAAGUGGACAAACUAUCCAAGACAAGAUUUCAGAAGCAUCCAAGUUGUACCAGGGAUUAGACAAUGAUAAUAAGUCAUUCACUCUUAUACAUUGUUGGAAUAUAUUGAAGGAGGAGGACAAGUGGAAAGCCAAGAGGAUUGAACUUGCCGAGCUGGAAAAACUAUCAAACAAGAAAAAACAGAAGUCCAGACCAAGGGAUACAGAAGGCACCAACAAUGAUGAAGAUGCAGCAAAGGAAGUUGCUCCAGAAACCGAAGCAAGCAAAAGGCCACCGGGGGUAAAGAAGGCAAAAGAAGCACUUAGGCGAGGCGGUGGUGGUGAUGCUUGCAUGGAAGCUUUGGACAAGAUGUGGUCCAAGAAUGAUAGCUGCUAGCUGCAAUGAAUUGCC